Messenger RNA from Lagenorhynchus albirostris (white-beaked dolphin), 1478 nucleotides. It is a transcript of the gene RWDD2B, whose product is annotated as RWD domain containing 2B. The transcript is spliced from 7 exons. Gene Ontology annotation, molecular function: protein binding. The coding region runs from base 426 to 1310 and encodes 294 amino acids. The record is from RefSeq and is a predicted model, not a curated record. NCBI's taxonomy places the organism in Eukaryota, Metazoa, Chordata, Mammalia, Artiodactyla, Delphinidae.
CCCUCCCAGGCUGCCGGGCCAGAGCGGUUCGUAGACUUCCGGUUGCCUAGCCCUAGAAUUUUGAGGCUCCCUCCGCAUGAGAAUUGAGCUGUCCGUACAGCCAGGACACUCGGGGUUACAGCACCGAGGGGGUCCACGGCUCGAGAUAUAAGUCCUGAUCUUUGAACUAAAUAGAAAGUUCCAAGAAGGAGUGAAGGAUGAAGCUCUACAUAUAGUAGCUGCUUGAUAAACCUUUACCAAAGAUUAAAAGGAAUUCCAUGAAGACACCAGUAGCUGAAAUAAUGGUGUUUGAUUUCACGGAGUAAAUUCUCAUUGAGAAGCAGAUUGGUAACCUUUAUAACCUUGGAGUCGGGAAGACUUUUCUAACAAAGAUUCAAAGUCCAGAAUCUGUAAAGGAAAAGGCUGAACCCUACAGAUAUCCAAAAAUGAUUGAGAUUGAACAGGCAGAGGCCCAGCUCUCUGAGUUAGACCUGCUAGCCAGUAUGUUCCCCGGUGUGAAUGAGCUCAUAGUGAAUGACCAGCUGGCUUUAGCAGAACUAAAAGAUUGUAUUGAAAAGAGGACAAUGGAAGGACGAUCUUCAAAAGUUUACUUUACUAUCACUAUGAACCUGGACAUAUCUGAGGAAGCAGUGGUGAUGUUUUCUCUGGCCUGUGUUCUUCCCUUUAAAUACCCUGCAGUUCUGCCUGAAAUUACUGUCAGAUCAGUAUUAUUAAGUAGAUCCCAGCAGGCUCAGCUGAAUACAGAUCUGACCACAUACCUACAAAAGAAUUGUCUUGGAGAUGUCUGUAUAUUGAAUGCCACAGAGUGGGUUAGAGAACACGCUUCUGACUAUGUCAGCAAAGACAACACACCUUCCCCUGUUCCAGGAAGUACAGUCCAGCCAGUUGACCUCAUUCUCACAAGACUCUGGAUCUACAGCCAUCACAUCUACAACAAAUGCAAAAGAAAGAACAUUCUAGAGUGGGCAAAGGAGCUUUCCCUAUCUGGGUUUAGCAUGCCUGGGAAACCUGGUGUUGUUUGUGUGGAAGGCCCACAAAGUGCCUGUGAAGAAUUCUGGUCAAGACUCAGAAAAUUAAACUGGAAGAGAAUUUUAAUUCGCCAUCGAGAAGACAUUGCUUUUGAUGGUACAAAUGAGGAAAUGGAAAGACAAAGAAAAUUUUCAGUUUUUGAAGAAAAAGUAUUCAGUGUUAAUGGAGCCAGAGGAGACCACAUGGACUUUGGUCAACUGUAUCAGUUUUUAAAUGCCAAAGGAUGUGGGGAUGUUUUCCAGAUGCUCUUUGGUGUGGAAGGACAAGGAGCAGAAGAGUAGUUGAAAGUGUUUUGCUACUGUUGGUCUUUUGACUUUCUCCCCGACUCUUUCUUGAAAGAUUAAGUAAUUUCCCUUUAGUUCCAUUCUAAAAUGUUAAGGGGGAGAAAAAGAGGAAAAGUAGUAUAGCUGAAAUGCAUCUGUUAAAAAUAUUCAUGAUUUAAUGCGGAA